This is a messenger RNA of Monodelphis domestica (gray short-tailed opossum), 3976 nucleotides long. NCBI's taxonomy places the organism in Eukaryota, Metazoa, Chordata, Mammalia, Didelphimorphia, Didelphidae. The record is from RefSeq and is a predicted model, not a curated record.
AAAGGUGUCGGCCAGGAAGGAAGGGAAGUUAGGAGUAGCAAGAAGGUCGUUGGCUGCUCGGGGCGCCUCUUCCCUCCCCCCCACCCCAACCCCCCACCCCCUUUUUCUCUGGCAGCAUCAUGGCGGAACCCGGCGACUCUCCUGUCCACGUCCAGCCCCAGCAAGCGGCCCCGGUGGCGACGGCGACUGCCGCAGCCACGGCAGCACCGGUUCCGGCGGUGGCGGCGGCCGCGGCCGCGGCGGCUGGGGCGGCCUCGGCGGCCCAGGCCAUCGGCUGGCCCAUCUGCAGGGACGCGUACGAGCUGCAGGAGGUGAUCGGCAGUGGUGCUACUGCUGUGGUCCAGGCUGCGCUAUGCAAACCCCGCCAAGAACGAGUAGCAAUAAAACGCAUCAACUUAGAAAAAUGCCAGACGAGCAUGGAUGAGCUACUAAAAGAAAUUCAAGCCAUGAGCCAGUGCAGCCAUCCCAACGUGGUGACCUAUUACACCUCUUUUGUUGUAAAGGACGAGCUUUGGUUGGUUAUGAAAUUAUUAAGUGGAGGUUCAAUGCUGGAUAUCAUAAAGUAUAUUGUCAGUCGAGGAGAGCACAAGAAUGGAGUCCUAGAAGAAUCAAUAAUAGCAACAAUUCUUAAAGAAGUUUUGGAAGGCUUAGAUUAUCUCCAUAGAAAUGGUCAAAUUCACAGGGAUUUGAAGGCUGGGAAUAUUCUUUUGGGCGAAGAUGGUUCAGUGCAAAUAGCAGAUUUUGGUGUAAGUGCUUUCCUGGCAACAGGAGGUGAUGUUACCCGAAAUAAAGUAAGGAAAACAUUUGUUGGCACCCCUUGUUGGAUGGCACCUGAAGUCAUGGAACAGGUGAGAGGUUAUGACUUCAAGGCUGAUAUGUGGAGUUUUGGAAUAACGGCCAUCGAAUUGGCGACAGGAGCUGCACCUUAUCACAAGUAUCCUCCUAUGAAAGUGUUAAUGUUGACAUUGCAAAAUGAUCCUCCCACUUUAGAAACAGGAGUAGAAGACAAAGAAAUGAUGAAAAAAUAUGGCAAGUCCUUUAGAAAAUUACUUUCAUUAUGUCUUCAGAAAGAUCCUUCUAAAAGGCCCACAGCAGCAGAACUUUUAAAAUGCAAAUUCUUCCAGAAAGCCAAGAAUAGAGAAUAUCUGAUUGAAAAACUGCUCACAAGAACACCAGAUAUUGCACAAAGAGCCAAAAAGGCUGAGCAGAAUCCUGGGAAAACAAGCAUGAUGUCAGGUUCUGAAAAAGAGCAAGAUGGCAACCGAAGGGUUCGAAGGGUUCCUGGAUCAAGUGGUCAUCUGCACAAGACAGAAGACGGAGACUGGGAAUGGAGUGAUGAUGAAAUGGAUGAAAAGAGCGAAGAAGGGAAAGCAGCAUUUUCUCAGGAAAAGUCACGAAGAGUAAAAGAAGAAAAUCCAGAGAUGAGGAAACUGAGGCUCAGAGAGGUUGAAUGCCUUGCCCAUGGUCACACAGCUAGUAAGUGUCAGAGGUGGGAUUUGAACCCAGGUCUCUCCUGUCUCCAAGUCCAGCACUCUUUCCACAACACUACGGUGCCUUUCAUCAACACCUGAGUGCUUUAUCAGGUGUUUACAUCAUUUCUAAGUCUAAGGUAAGCAUGGAGAGCACAGGUAAAUGCAUAAUUCUGGUGAAGAUCAGGAAGAGACUCUAUAGGACUAUGACUUCUGGAUGAAAUGAGGUCCAAAACAGUGUUUUGCCUGCUAAGUGGUAUUUCACAAUCUGGUGAAGAAGAGAGAGCAAGAAAAACUGCUUAGUUCUUAUAUCGGGGCUAGAUGUUGGUGCCCAGGUUGUGUGAAUGGAAAAGACUGCCUGACUCGUCAAGUAGAUGGAGUAGUUGCUUGUAGGCCGCUUCUUCCCCGGGUACAGAAUCCUAGGAGCUGAGAGCUAGCCAGGGAAGUCCAAGAGCCCCUAGCCUAAGCCGGUGUGGUGGAUAGAGCGCUGGACUUAAAAUGACAUAGGAAGAUCUCCGUUCAGAUCCUUCCUCUGCCAUUUACUACUAUGCAACCACAGGCAAGUCAUUUAAUUUCUCUGAGCCUCAGUUUCCUCAUCUGUAAAAGGGAAAAUAACCCCUCCAGCAUCCUAUAUAGUACAAGGUUUUUAGGAGACUCACCUCUAAUCAUGUAUUUUCAACUUUUUGCAAACCUUAAAGCACUCAGUAAAUAUCCAGAAUAACAAUUCUCAUACAUGAUAACUGAAAAAAAAAUUCUUUCUAUAGCAUGUUCAAUUGACAAGCUUGCUUCUCAUUAAAGACUUUCACUGAGGUGGAGCCCAGAGAACUCCAAUCUUUAGGAAAUUCUUCCUUACAUGCAACCUGAGUCAUCUCAGUAAUUUCUACCUAGGAUUGCUAGGCUGCCCUCUGGGACCAAACAGAACACAUCUUAUCUCCUUUUCCCCAUGACAACUCUUGAAAGCCUUGAUAACUGCUAUAAAAUCUGUAUUUCCUUUCCCCAAGGUUUCUCUAAGCUUAAAUAUUCCCAGGUACUUGUUUUAACUAAUAUGGCAACAUUUAAGACCUUUGAAAACAUCCUGGUAAUCUUCCAUCCUAGUUUUUUUAGUGUCCUUCCUAACGUGUGGCACAGAGUUGACCCAGUUAUUCUAGUUGUAGCCUGCCCAAGGAAAAGGAUGGCAAUGAGCCUUACCACUGUGCUUCUCCUCAUAGGACCUACAAAUCCUACUUUGGGGUUUUGUUUUUAAUGACUACCAUGUCACAGAGUCAAUUCCUAUUGAGAUAUUUUCCGUUUCAACUGUUUUCAAUUAAUAUCUACCCUUUCUUAUGCUCUAAAGUAGAUUCUUUUGAACCUAAAUAUUAGACUUUUAUGUGUAUCUUUUCAUUUGCCUUAUUAUUUAGUCAAACAUUCUUGUCUUUUGAGGUCUUUUUGAGUCCUACCUGUCUCAUGCAGUCUGUUAACUGCUUCUCUUGAACUUCCUAUACAAUAGGCAGAUUUGAUAAGUAUGCAGUAGAAAUAACAAUAAAAAUGAGGAACAGUUGGUAGACGCCACUUUAAGAAUUGCCAAGUGCUUUGCAUAUAUUGUCUCACCGCAUCUCUAAAAUGUGAGUGCCAAACCUCUUUUUAUCUCCAUUUUCAAAGGAAGAAACUGAGGUAUAAAGAGAGUAAAUGAUUUAGGUUAUACUGUGCUCUUAAGGUUUCAGGGUGUGAUUUGAACAUAGAUCUUCCUCACUCCAAGUGCCCCACACUUUACCCAACAUACCAAAUUGCUUCUACCAUAUGUGGCUUUAUCCAAGCCAUUGAAAAAUAAUAAAUGGCUUGAAGCCAUAUCCAGAUCCAUAGAAUGCUUCACUAGAGAUGACUUUCCAAGUUACCUUAAAACAUUCAAUGAUGACUCAUUAGGUUCAGUCGGUUCUGAACCUUAGUAUGCUUUCACCUAGUUCAGGUUUUUUAUCCUUUCUAUUAAAAAAAAUGUCAUGAAAGCCUUUGUGGAAUGCUUUGUUAAGUGUAGGUAACAUCUAUACCUAUAAAUAUAUAUCUGUGGGUUGGAAGAGGUUGGUGGGAGCAGGGAGAGGGAGAGACAGAGACUGAGACUGAGAGAGACAGAGAAACACAUUAUCCCGAUUUACCAAUCUUUUGACCCAGUCCAAAAAAACCCUAUAUUAUGUUGACUCCACUUUUGAGUUUUUGAAAGUCAGGACAACAUUCAUUCUUGCAAUCUUGUAGCAUACCUCUCAUUCUUCAUGAUUUUUCAGAAUCCUUGGCAGUAAGUUAUGGUACACAUUUUCCUUAUUCCUUUAGUACCCUGGGAUAUAGUUCAGCUGAGCCUGGUGACUUAGAAUCAUUAAGGGCAGCUAGGUGCUCUCUUACUGUCUCUUUAGUAUGUUUAUUUUAUCCCCACGUUUCAUUUUAUUUCUAUUUCUGCAACCUCCUUCAUGGUGAGAAUCUGGUCCCCCCUUUUUUUGGGGAAAAGAGAAAAGACAAGGAGCUUCAUUGUUGCUUCCUUCACC